AUGCUGGGGCAUUUUAAGGACAUCAGCAUUGUAGCUCCACGAGGCAACCAUGACCUUCAGUUCUUCCCAAGUGGGCUCCAGUUGCGGGGCAAGAGCCAAACCUACCUCAUCAAGUGGACCAGCAUCAGACGGAUCUUCUGCGUUGACAUGCCAGACGGUGCCCAGAAGAUGCUGGUGCUCGGUCUUUCUCAGCCGUUGCGAAACGGGAACAUGCAGUACAGUUUGAUCGGCAUGAAGAUUGCCACUUCUGCAGUGGUUGACACUGCCACGGCCGUUCCUCAGGCAGCUUGGGACGCCGCCAAGAGCAAGGGCCUGCAGAAGUCUCGAGACAACCUGCCGCCUUGCCAGGAUGAGGAGGCGCAUUUUGUUGUGGCGUCUCUUCUCAAGGACACGUGA
Molecule: messenger RNA, 396 nt
Organism: Effrenium voratum
Lineage: Eukaryota; Dinophyceae; Suessiales; Symbiodiniaceae
Source: the annotation of a GenBank genome assembly